This is a messenger RNA of Dendrobium catenatum, 2555 nucleotides long. RefSeq names its product cytochrome b-c1 complex subunit 6. The record is from RefSeq and is a predicted model, not a curated record. Gene Ontology annotation, biological process: mitochondrial electron transport, ubiquinol to cytochrome c; regulation of DNA-templated transcription. Bases 150 to 2165 code for a protein of 671 amino acids. The transcript has 5 exons. Lineage: Eukaryota; Viridiplantae; Streptophyta; Magnoliopsida; Asparagales; Orchidaceae. Gene Ontology annotation, molecular function: zinc ion binding.
UUAUACGAUCUUAUGCUCUAAACAGAACCGGUUUCACGAUCUAUUCUCAUUUGUCUCUAGUUUCUGUUUCGCGAACUUUUCGAUCUUACUUCUCAUCGCAUCGGAUCUAUUGAAGGGAGAAAGAUUCAAGUCUGUUCGGAUUGAUCCCAAUGGCUGAUGAGGAACUUGUAGACCCAAAGAAAUAUCUUGAGGAACGUUGCAAACCAAAAUGUGUGAAACGUUUGUUUGAUUACCAGGAAGUUUACAAGUGUGAGAAGGAGGCAUACGAGAUGUACUGCAAAUAUGCACAUAAUGCUGGCUUUAGUGUUCGCAAGGAGCAUCAUAGUUUUUGGCCCAAUUCCAGAAAGAUAAGAUCUAAGGACUAUGUUUGUUCAAAAGCUGGUUUCAAGAAGAGUUCAGACUUGAAUUUACAAAGGAAGUAUCGAAAAUCAGAUACCAGAACCGGAUGUCCUGCAAUGAUUAGGUUUAUUGUUGAUGAAGAUGGAAAUUGGAAGGUGCAAAAAUUUAUAGAAAGCCACAAUCAUGAUUUGGCUAGGCCAGAAGACUGUCACCUACUCAGAUCAUGUAGGUACAUGAGUGAUGAGAAAGCUUCGAUUCUUAAAACAUUGACAGAGGCCGGAAUUAGAACAGUAGAUGCUUUUUCCUACCUUGCCGAUGAAGUUGGAGGUGUAGAGAAUGUUGGUUUCUCUAAGAGAGAUGCUUACAACUAUAUUCAAAAGGAAAAGAGAGCAAAAAAUGAAUUUGGCGACACUAAUUCAUUAAUUCAAUUAUUUAAAGAACGACAAGCUGAUGACCCAAUGUUUGCAUGGGACGUCCAAUUUGAUGAAUUGGAUAAAUUGUUGAAUUUUUUUUGGGUUGAUGGGAUGGGAAGGAUAGAUUUUGACUGUUUCGGAGAUGUGGUAAUUUUUGAUACCAGUUAUCGGCUUAAUAAAUAUAAUUUAGUCUGUGCACCAUUUGUCGGUGUUAAUAAUCAUUGGCAGAACAUUUUACUUGGUGUGGCUUUCUUGUCAGAGGAAACGAUUGAAUCAUUUACUUGGUUGUUUCGAACAUUUGUAAGAAUAAUGGGUGAUAAAUAUCCUAUAACAAUAUUUACUAAUCAAGAUCAAGCCAUGACUAGGGCUAUAGAAGUUGCAUUACCUAGCACCCGUCAUAGACUAUGCCAAUGGCAUAUCUCCAAGAAGGCUCCUUCAAAAGUUUGGUGCUUUAAUAGCAAUGAUAAAGUCAGAGGACUCUUUUAUAAAUGUUUGAGUAAAUGUGACUCUGAGGAGCAGUUUGAGAAAACAUGGGCUGAAAUGAUAACAGAAGGGAGCCUCCAUAGCAAUGGUUGGUUGGAGGAGCUUUAUAAGAUAAGAAAGAAGUGGUCAACGGCAUUCAAUAAGGACUGUUUUAGCAUGGACAUUCUAUCUACUCAGCGAAGCGAGUUUAUUAAUAAUGUGUGUCAUGACAUUUUGAAGCCAACAAGUUCAAGAACCGAUUACUUUUUGGGCUUAGAGAAGGUGAUGAUGACAUGGCGUCUGAGUGAACAGGAUGAAGAUUAUAAAUGCAACCAAUCAGUGGCAGUACCUGUAAUAAAGUGCAGCCCAAUAUUAAAGCAAGCUGCUCAAUUUUACUCAAGAAAGUUGUAUUUAUUUUUUGAGAAAGAAUUUUUAGAUGGUGUUGGUGGCAUGAGUAUCGAGCAUGCCUCUAGUGAUUCGUCACAGUUUUUGAUUAAGAGCGCAGAGAAUUUGGAUCAUUCGACAUCUUGGGUUGUUCAUUUCGAUGCAAUUGACGGCAGCAUUCAAUGCACUUGUGGAAAGUUUGAGACAAUGGGUUUACUAUGUUCUCACUGCAUGAGAGUUUUUAGGCAACUAGACAUUGUGAAUAUCCCUAAGAAAUACCUACUAAUGCGAUGGUCAGCCAGAGCUAAGAAAGAUAUAUAUGCUGCCCGCAUGUUCAUAGGUACAGGAAAGACUUCCGAAGCUGGCAGUGGAUUAUCAUUCAGAAAUCAUAUAAUUAGAUUUUCAUAUCUAAUUGCCGCACAAGCACAAGGGAAUGAGGAUGCAGAACAGUACAUGCUAAAUGCAAUGAAAGAUAUGGCUGAAAAUAUAGACCUGAUUCUUCAUGGCAAGAAAUUUAACCAGAAGUUUGUAAGCAAUGAAAAGGGCAUGUGUGAAGAGAAUAGAUGAGGAUGAAACUGGCCAUAAGCACUGCACUGGCCAAUACUUUGAUUUUUGGCACUGCAUUGAUAAAUGCGUUGCAGAAAAGCUUUUUGAAAAAUUGAAAUGACAAAGGAAGCUGUUUUGGGUGAUUGGCUCGUCUUUCCACCAGCUAUAAGCUAUUGCUUUCUUUGCUCUUCAAAAAUAAGUGCCACUUUUGACGUUUUGUUGGCCUUUUUUAUCCAGUUUUUUCCUUAAUAUGACCACAUUGUUAUGCUCUUAUUGAACUUGUUUAUUCUCCAAAUGACUGCCGAUUUAUGCGCUCUUCAGUUUUAUUGCAUUAAAUUUAAUGACAAAAUGCAAUUAACUGCCUAAACUUAUGGACCUUUUUUGUGAUCAUUGUGACAAUCGUUCUUAUAA